CGUGAAGCCAAUGAUCUGUUAAAUCCUUCCAGCGGUUCUCUUAUCAAGCUGUACCCUUCUUAUUUUGCUUCAAGAUUUAAUUAAUCAUAGUUUCACAGAGAUAUGCCGCUGUUUAAAACGCGUGCUGCUCCACGAUCACCGACGUUCGAUAAGGAGAUGUCAAACGGUGGAUCGCAUUACAGCAACAAUUAUCAUCAGCAAAACGGGCAGAAGAAUGAUGACGAGGACUCAGACAGCACUGGAACCUGUAGUCAGAAGAACAGUAGUUCUCAAAUGCAAGAGCAAAAACGGUCGUCCAAAGUCUCCAGAACACGUCUGGUGUUUCAUUGUCAAUUGGCGCAUGGAAGUCCUACAGGACUGAUAUCCGGUUUCAGCAACGUACGAGAACUGUAUCAGAAAAUAGCGGAAUGUUAUGACCUAUCGAUGGAAGAAAUACUGUUUUGUACACUGAAUACUCACAAGCUAGACAUGAGCGAGUUACUGGGCAGUCAAAUAGGAGUUGGUGACUUUAUAUUUGCCCAUAAAAAAGGUAUACUAAUAUCUUCAUCUGCAACCGGUAAACUUGUACUUAUUAUCAAUGAUGCAUCAGGAAGGCCCAAGGAGAUUGAGCUGGUGAAGACGGACGAUUCUCUUGGAUUAACCAUUACGGACAACGGUGCAGGGUAUUCCUUCAUAAAACGCAUCAGGGAAGGCUCCGUAAUCGACAGGAUAAAGGUGAUAGAAGUAGGAGACCAUUUAGAGAAAAUCGAUUCGGCGAGCCUGGUCGGUAAACGCCACUUUGAGGUGGCGAAGAUGCUCAAAGAGAUUCCAAAAGGUAGUACAUUCACUCUGAGGUUGGUUGAACCCCUGAAAAAUGGCUUUGCGAGCAUUGGUCCACGGGGGGAUCUGAAAAAAGGAAAGAAAUCAGGUUACGGUUCUGGAAAAGAGACGCUUAGGUUUAAAGCGGAUGGAAGUGCGCAAAUUAUAGAACAGAUAGAUGACGCUGCAACGAUAGGCAUUGAAAAGAUCAACGUGAUUUUGGAAAGCUUCAUGGGUAUCUAUGACACAGAAUUAGCCACACAGAUCUGGGAGCUUGCAGAAGGCAAGGGCAACAGUAUGGAUUUUGCUGAGGCUAUUGAUAAUUCUGAUUUGGAAGAAUUUGGAUUCACAGAUGACUUUGUCAUUGAACUAUGGGGUGCUGUUACUGAUGCUAGGGCUGGAAGACAUCGAUGAUACAAAAAUAUAAAUUGAUAGUAUUAGAGUAAAGUUCAUAAAUAUGAGCUUAAAACUGAGUCAGUUUAACUGGAGCAAUUACAAUGUAAAUUAUUUGUAUUGUUAGCUUUUGAACUUUGUACAAUUUAUAUCAUAA
Molecule: messenger RNA, 1348 nt
Organism: Megachile rotundata (alfalfa leafcutting bee)
Lineage: Eukaryota; Metazoa; Arthropoda; Insecta; Hymenoptera; Megachilidae
Gene: kermit
Product: PDZ domain-containing protein GIPC-like protein kermit
Molecular function (GO): protein binding
Source: RefSeq, a predicted model, not a curated record